AAAAAAUUCGGGAAACAAAAACCUUCUGGGGAAGAAAGGUCCAAAAAAAAGAAAAAGAAAUUUGCUCACGAAUUCUCUUCCUCAAUCCUCACUAUCCAUGGCAGACGAUAACAGAAAGGGGAUCGCAUCUUCAGCUCUUGGGGAAAAAGAUAAACAUGUUAAAUCACCCAAUUUAAUUGAGAGAGCUAAGGAGGAAAUUGAAGCAGUGUUUCAUGGUGGGAAACCCUCAUCACCUAGGCACCACCAGGAAACACAUGGAAGAAAUGAUGACAUUGAUGAUAAGACCUCUGCUGAUGAAGUCAAGGGCCCGAAUGUUUUUGAGCGUGUGAAAGAAGAGAUUGAAGCUGUUGUGGAAGCUGUUCAUCCCAAGAAGUGAACAUUUUCUUUUUCCUUUCUCUUUUUUGCUCUGAAAAUUUGUCAGCUUUGAGGUUUACUUUUUAUUCAAAAUGUUUGUUCACUGUGUAUAGUUUAGCUCAAUGGAUCCAUUUUCGGUAGUUCUUUCGGUAUCAUUUGUUGUUCAGUUGCAACUUUUAACAACUAUGAAAAAUAGGAAGAAAAAUUUGUUCUGGAUUACUAGCCUCUUUCAAAUUGAACAAUGUAGGAAGGAAGCAAUUAUACUAGGUAAGAGGGAUAUUACUACAUAGUACUAGGUGAGAGAUAAGUACAUUGGGGAGGUAGAAACACAUUCUGGAUUGCAGUAUGAAUGUUUCCCUCUCCAAGUUAAGACUCAAGGACUUCUGCAUUUUUUGGCUCUGCCGUUCAUGGAGUGUAUAAUGUAGGACCACAUUUGCAUUUCCACCCUUCAGGUUCAUAAUUUGCAUAUUGAACUCCCACAUGGCCAGUGGUGGUAGGCACUUGAAUGGCUUGACAUGGCAUGCAUCCAUAGCACUUGUGCUCACAGCUUGGUGGACUUGAUCCUAUUCUGUUCACUUCUCUGUUUUCUUCUGCUUCCUCCAAGUUUUCCUUGCCUCCAUUCUCCUGCCAAUUACUUCAAGAAGGUUAGUACUUCUUCUUCUAAAUGUAUUGAUUAGUAUGGAAAGGUAGAUAGUUAAGAAAGACCUUAUUGAAGGUUAGGUUUGUCCCUGAAGACCUAGAUGAAUUAGGCAGCUCUGUCCCUGAUGUAAAUUGGUGUUUGAUCAGUAACACAAUCCCAGGUAGGAUUUAGGAUGUAAUGAUUAAAAUGAAAGAAAACUAGUGCAAUAGCAUUAGUAAAUUUAACCAAAAGAAGUGGAUGAGAAGCAGGAAAUGGAAGAGGAACAUAGGCUAAAAAACUUACCAUUUGGCACAAGAGGCCUGCUGUUUGCGGUGGCAGCCAAAUUGAGUAUGUGCAGAAUUGAGAUAAAGAGAAGGAAUUGACCCCUCAUUACUUUUAGGAACCUGUAUGAACGGAAUGGUGAUGAUUGCUGUGAUGAUUGAGGAGUCUAGAAACUUGAAGACAACAGGAAAAUGGAAUUGGUUUUAGGGAAUUAUUGCAGGGUGCAUGUCAUAUGAAUGAUCGCAGUGUGUGUGGUUCAUUUAUAUAAGAAAGGGAAGAAAAGGGGUGAAGAAAGAAACAAGUGCCCAUUUCCCAAAAUGCUAGUUCCACACUGCUAACUCAUUCAUAGCCAUUAGGCCAACCCAUCAAUCUCAAAAGGUUCAUUUUUUGGACUCCACUGAGUACCUUUUCUGAUUUCUCUUGGGUUACUGCAUAUGAUGGAUUUUGCUUAUCAAACAAGGCAUUUGAUUUCUUUUUCCUAUUCCCUUGGCAGAAAAGGCGUACUAUAUUAACUAUUUCUUCCUUCAUAUGACAAUUCUAGAACUAUAAGGACCACAUAUAUAUUUUGAUCUAGGCAUGUAGAAGUAGUACGACCCUAAGUACUGGAGUCUUUGGUUGUUGGGGGAGAUUUCUGUCCUUAUACGUCUGAUCUAAGUGCAUUGCGUCAAUCUUUAGAUAUAAGCAAACUUCUUCUUUAUCUGGAUGUGGAGUUGGUCUAUUAUAGGUCUUCUUUUAGGGUAGAUAAGCUGUAGCCCUUUUCUUGGGAUUCAGAAGCUCUCUUACUAGUUCCACAAGCUAUGGAAGUUUAGUCCUCAGAUGAGUGAGGAUAUAUAUUUACUGCAGACUGCAGAGCCUUAUUCUUUUUCCUGAUGGGCAUUUCCAUAUGAGGUGGGAAAAAGAAAUCCAGUCAGAGGCCUCCCAGUCUACAACUUUUCUGUAACCUUAUUGAAUGCUGCUAAUAACUGUUGAAGUAUCAAUGUCCGAGACAUAAAUGAUACUAUAAAACAAUGAAGAUUCUAGUACACAGCCAACUACUUUUUUGGAACAUUUUCAUAAAAAGGAAAGAAUACCGAUCAAAUUUCAUCAAAUUGGUGCAUGCAGGCAUACAUCAGUUAGAUUCAGGGGUCAAUGACUAGCAAUAUUCAUAUAAAUACUGUUUUCGCAAGACGGACCUAGCACAUUUUGUUCAUAUCUUAUGCUUUUUUCCUACGAAUCUUGUUGUAUUACUCUAAUCGUGAUUUUUCAGCGACGUCUUAGCUGUGUUUACACAUUCACAACUGAGACACCUUAAGAGAAGUAAGGGAGAGCAGCUUCAAAGUUUAUCAGCAAUCAUUCAUUCAUUCAAGAAGAUGGCAGUUGGUAAAUUUUUGAAGUUUGACAUCAAUGGAGUUAUUAAUGAACAGUACUAGCCAGUCCCAGCCCUGCUUUGCUUCUGGAAAGUGGAAAAGCAGUCAGCAUUUACUACAACUAUUAACAUGGAACCAAAAAAGGAACCAAUUAUUUCUUCAUAAUUUUAAUCAAAAGGUCUCUCCUCGAAAUGCACUGCAGAAACCAAUGCUUCAAAGAAAAGGAAAGCUGAUUUGCACCAGUUUUUAGUCACUUAUCUGAACCAAUAGGGAUAGGCAGUGAGUUCAUUAAGUAAUAGGCUCAUAACUGCAGGUACUAUAACUACUACUACUACUGGCUAUGCUCUAUAUACCCAGAUCAGUAUUGUACUGUCAAAUUUAUUUAUUUUUUUUUAUAAAAAAAAAAUACUACUGCCAAUCAAUUUGCCAUCAGUGACUUAUACAGUGA
This is a messenger RNA of Oldenlandia corymbosa var. corymbosa, 3049 nucleotides long. Lineage: Eukaryota; Viridiplantae; Streptophyta; Magnoliopsida; Gentianales; Rubiaceae. The record is from the annotation of a GenBank genome assembly.